This is a messenger RNA of Rotaria sordida, 1050 nucleotides long. NCBI's taxonomy places the organism in Eukaryota, Metazoa, Rotifera, Eurotatoria, Philodinida, Philodinidae. The record is from the annotation of a GenBank genome assembly.
AUGUCUUCUUCUGAGAAUUACUAUAUUGAAGUUCUAACAAAGAUUCCAAUCUAUCUUCAUCAAUAUAUAGCUACUAUUCUUUUUAUCAUAGGUAAUAUUGGAAAUUUGUUAAGUAUUUUAAUAUUUUUUAAAAAAUCUUGGAAAAAAAAUGUUUGUGUUUUCUAUUUUACUGUUUUUCUUCUUAAUAAUACUGUUUUUCUUAAUUCAGCUGUACUUGGAUCUAUACUUAUAAUCGGUUUUAAUAUUAAUGUACUAAAUUCUAAUGUAAUUUUAUGUAAAAUUUUCUAUUAUAUAGCCUAUCUUUGUUCAACAUAUUUACCAUGUAUUCUUAUUUGUGCUUCAAUUGAUCGUUUAUUAAUAUCUUCACAAAAUGUUGAUACACGUUUGUAUAGUUCAAAACGUUUAGCUUAUUUCUUUAUAUCUACAAGUUUAUUUGUCUUGAGUAUGUUCUCUGUACAUGUACUUAUUAAAGUUAAUAUUCAGCAGUUUACUUCUACUCUAUUUGUAUGUUAUUAUGAUUUUUCAAAAUUUUAUUUGAAUUUUUUCAUAUAUUCGACAUUAAUAAUUAGUGUUGUUUUAUCUCUUGCCUUAAUAAUUUUAUCAAUUAUUGCUUUUAAUAAUGUUCGUCAUAUUCAAAUAAUACCACGUCAACAACGUAAACAAAUUCGAUCAAUGAAUAAAAAAGAUUUUCAAUUACUUCGUUGCUUAUAUGUUCAUAAUAUUAUAUAUAUCAUUUGUACUAUCGUAUUAGUUGUGGGUCUAGUCUAUAGUACAACAAUAGGAUAUGGAAAUCAAAAUUCUUUUGUUCAAGCUGUGAACAACUUUUUGAACAAGUUUGGUGGUUUUCUUCACUAUAUUCCAUACUGUACAAGUUUCUUCAUAUUUGUCUGUUUAUCAAAAGCAUUUCGGCAGGAACUGAAACGAUUUGUUUAUAAGAUAUGUGGCAAAGAUAUAACAAUACUACAAGAAGAAGAAAAUAAAGACUUGCAACCAGCAAGAAACAAUAUAGACUUAAAUGUUGUUGUUAAUACUAUUGCUUUAGCUUCUUAA